UUCAACGCACUGGUGAUUGGCGUGCAACACGUCUGUGUGGUGUUUAUUGUGCGAUUAGAGGUUUUCGCCAUCAAUUCCCUUGGAGUGGCUGGAGUCAUUUCGAUUUUUCUACCUGUUAAUGGGUGUUAAUGGAGCUGCAAGAAUGGAUGUAAACAAGCGCAAAUGUAAACAAUAACUUGUAGACGGUGGUUUCUGGACGUUAUAACAAAUAAAGUAAUAAUUUUGAGGAGCCUUAUCUUGUACAAUAUGUCAGCCGGGAUGAAUAAACCGGGAUCUAAAUCAACUACCUCGUUGCCUCCAGACCCCAUGGAUAUCAUAAGGAGCAAAGCCUGCUGCAGGAGAGUGCGGCUGAACGUUGGGGGGCUUCCGCACGAGGUUCUUUGGAGAACGCUGGACAGGUUACCCCGCACGCGGCUGGGGAAACUAAGAGACUGCAACACGCACGAGUCUCUUACUGAAAUAUGUGAUGAUUACAACUUGGACGAUAACGAGUACUUUUUUGAUCGCCAUCCCGGGGCGUUCACUUCUAUUUUGAAUUUUUACCGCACUGGUAAGUUGCACAUGAUGGAGGAAAUGUGCGCGCUGUCGUUCAGUCAGGAACUGGAUUACUGGGGAAUAGACGAGAUAUAUCUGGAAUCUUGCUGCCAAGCCAGAUAUCACCAGAAAAAGGAACAAAUGAACGAGGAACUGAAACGAGAGGCCGAAACUAUGCGGGACAGGGAAGGAGAUGAGUUUGAAAACACAUGUUGCGCGGAAAAAAGAAGGAAGCUUUGGGACCUUCUGGAGAAACCCAGCUCUUCUGUGGCCGCCAAGAUUUUGGCGAUCAUAUCCAUCCUCUUCAUUGUAUUAUCAACGAUUGCCUUGUCCCUCAACACCCUCCCGGAGCUGCAGGAUACGGAUGAAUUCGGACAGGUCACUGACAACCCCCAACUGGCUCACGUGGAAGCCGUUUGCAUUGCAUGGUUCACCAUGGAGUACCUGCUACGGUUCCUAUCUUCCCCCAGCAAAUGGAAGUUCUUCAAAGGGCCGCUGAACGUGAUCGAUCUGUUGGCCAUUUUGCCCUACUACAUCACAAUCUUCCUUACAGAGUCCAAUAAAAGUGUGCUACAGUUCCAGAACGUCAGAAGAGUGGUCCAGAUAUUCCGGAUCAUGAGGAUCUUGAGGAUUCUGAAGCUCGCCAGACACUCCACAGGCUUGCAGUCUCUUGGAUUCACUCUGAGACGAAGCUACAAUGAGCUGGGGUUGCUAAUUUUGUUUCUAGCAAUGGGCAUCAUGAUAUUCUCCAGCUUGGUGUUCUUUGCUGAGAAGGACGAGGAUGACACAAAGUUUAAGAGCAUCCCUGCUUCUUUCUGGUGGGCUACCAUCACCAUGACUACAGUAGGGUAUGGGGAUAUCUACCCUAAGACUCUUUUGGGUAAAAUAGUUGGGGGGCUUUGUUGUAUCGCUGGGGUGUUGGUGAUUGCGCUUCCUAUACCAAUUAUUGUGAACAAUUUCUCAGAAUUCUACAAGGAACAAAAGAGGCAAGAAAAGGCAAUCAAGCGCCGAGAAGCCCUCGAGAGGGCAAAGAGAAAUGGAAGCAUAGUUUCAAUGAACAUGAAGGAUGCUUUUGCCCGGAGUAUAGAACUGAUGGACAUCGUGGUGGAGAAGAGUGGAGAAAACAUGGAUAAGAAGGAGAAGGUGCAGGACAACCACCUUUCACCCAACAAAUGGAAAUGGACAAAACGGACCAUGUCAGAGACAAGCUCCAAUAAGUCUUUAAAUAUUAAAGACCAAGUCUCGCCGGACACAGCUCGACCAAGCACGAGCCCUCAGCAUCUCAAUGUGCAAACGCUGGAAGAAAUGUAUAGUAAGAUGGCCAAGACUCAAUCCCAGCCCAAUCUCAAUACUAAAGAGGGAGGCCAGUCAUCAAAAGUAGACAAACAAAGUGAUGAAAUAGAGAUGGACAGUAUCCCGGGUCCAACAGAUCCUGUGCUGGCCCCCCCUGAAGGAAUUAUUGACAUGAGAAGCAUGUCUAGUAUUGACAGUUUUAUAAGUUGUGCCACAGAGUUUCAAGAAAGCGGAAGAUUCCCUCACAGUCCAAUCACCUCCCUGUCCUUCAAAGUCAGUGCAAAUCCGUCUCUGGAGACCACUCAUGAGUACGAAGGACUGCUCUCUCCUAAAACUGCCACCAGCGCACAAAUUUAUCCGGUCAAGGGGAACAGUUUCCUGGAGAUGAAUAGCAACAAUCCAAAUUCCCAACCCCCUUCCUUUAGGUUCAACAAUCUGUUGAAAUCCAGGUCCUUCAAAGUGAAUUUCCAGGAAGCCGGUGCUUUUCAAAGCGCGCCUGGAACGUCGGCUUCUGUUACAAAUACUCUGAGUGGGCCUCUUUCAGAUAGCUCUCUGUUUUCUGAGCGGUCUUUGCUUAGUCCCGAAGUCUCAAUCUACACAACAGCUAGUUGCAAAACACCUCCUAAAUCUCCAGAGAGCCUCAUGCCAAACGUGUUCACCUUCCAUGAUGCUUCCAUUAACAAAUAUAUUGAUGCAGACACCGAUGAAGAAGAACAUUUACAAGAUGGGACUGACAUAAGUGCUUCCAAAUGGCUUCUGGGUAACGCAAGCCCAAAGUACAACGUAAACAGCAGCUAUCAGAAGCAGAGAGGUAGCCACCUAGAAGUAGCAGCAUCGCAGAGGUUAGUGGGUCAAAACUGCAUUUUCCCUUUGGAGGGCAUUGCGGGGAGAAGCACACCAGGUUGCAAUCAGGAAACCAGCAAAUUGGAGAACCACAUCUCACAAGACAUCCGCUUUCCAAGCAGCGAAAGAAGCCGCUCCAACACAUACAAUGAAAGCAUCUGACUGCUUCUAGACCAACGACAGAGAGGGACGUUACACAGGAAAACUGACAUCUUCUUUAGGGGAAAAAUGAGAGCUUUUGCAUGGCAUGAUCAGCUGUUUCGAAGAAGCCAAGGAGAGAUGUGAAAAGAACCAGUCCUGCUUAAGAUGGGAUUUAAAUAUUACUGUGAAUUUCCAAAUACUGAUGAAAAUGUAUUCUACUCUCCUUUUCUUCUCCCUGAAUGGGAGAAACAGGCUUUGUGAAUCAGUAUUAAUAUGGACCUCUUGUGGAGGCUACAAGUACUAUAUGUAAAUACAGGACUAUGAAUACAAAUAAAAAAUAAAAACACACUUUGAAAUUUUAGAUUGUUUUGCAAUGUGCUAUAAGGAGGAUAUACCAGAGCUGUCAUACUUCUUUAAUUUCCUUUAUCCACAUGUAUGAAGCACCUGUUUUAAUAUUAGAUAGGUUGUUUUAAUAUUGAAGUAAUGCCUUGUUACUUUAUCCAAAACGGACCUUAGGUACAGGGUUGCUGAUAGAAGCUGUUAGAAUGAAUUGUGCUGUUUCUGAAUAAGGGGAAAAAUUACGAGCAUUGCUGCACAGACACACUUGCUAGGGUUGGUAUUGUUUCUAAAUACCAGGUAUAUUUUUUUAUCAUGUGCAGGGUUUACACGUAUUUACAGUCCUCACUUUAGACAUACAAAGCGCAAUUUUCAACAACAAAUGUUAGUCAGUCCCUCAUAUUGUCAUAAACAGCAAACACAUCGUUAGGAGAGGGCUCAGUAGUGCACGUGGUCUGGGUGUUUUGGAAAUUUCAAAUCGAGAAUGGUGCAGCUCCUUCUGUACAUCUACAUUCAAAUAACGACUUCUGCACACACUCACACAUUGUUCUGAUCUCAUAUGAUUAUUUUGUAGCUAGCCAUUCAGCUUCUUCAUUUUAUAAAUAGACAAUAAUGUUUGCUUAUUAUAUUUUGAAGUCUUAAGAGCCAAAGAAUUUGGUGUUCUAAUCAGUGGCACUGGGACAGCUUUUAAAGUAGAGAUGCUGAAAGCCAUUGAACAAAACUGUAACCCCUGUAUAUGAUGGAAGCCAUGUAAAGCCAUCUGAACCCCCCAGCACCCCUAGUUCCAGCGCCCCUAGUUCUAACAGGGGCUUGCAUCACAAGAGAAUGUCUCUUCUUGUAAAGUUGCGUUUGGCAGGAGCAGAUGAGUGAGUGCUGGGUUAUGUUCUUUUUGCCUAUUGUUUGGAAGGUAGAUAUCUUUCUCUGAAUUCUACACUUGCAAUGCAAACAUAGUGAGAAAUCUACUAAUGCAAUGAAAGUGGUUGUCAGCUGGUAUAUAGAAAGUCUUUGGCUGACAAGCAGGUAAAUGCAUUUAACACAUAUACUCCAAACAUGCUCUGUUAGAUCAUCUAUACCAUCCAGUAUAUUUACAGCCACCCCACAUUCAAAGCACUACGCUCAAGCCUGUUCUGAAAGAUGCAUAGCAGGACUAUCUCAUUUUAAAGAGCCUGUUAGAUGGCUUCUGUUUAAGUUUAAUUUACCUGCAUGAUUAUAAUAUCCUCCGGCACCUUGUAAUUAUAUGUAAAAUAUUUCUACUGUAUUAUAUACAUUUCUAGACGGAACUCUCCUACCUUAAUAUAUCAGACCCGUUUGAGACGCUUUUUGUUUUACCCUCACCCCCAGUGCCCCGCUACUUGUGUCCUAACUUACUGCUUACAAGUCAGGUAGAUUUCUUGUGCCUUUCCUUGUAAGCUCAGCUUAGGACUCAGUUCCUUCUCUAUACACAGCCUACGUUUAGCCAGAAUGUGGCUCUGGAUGUGGUCAAGGCCUAGUGCAUACUGUCACGUACACAACUCUUAGUACUG
Messenger RNA from Polyodon spathula (Mississippi paddlefish), 4670 nucleotides. RefSeq names its product potassium voltage-gated channel subfamily B member 1-like. The transcript has 3 exons. The record is from RefSeq and is a predicted model, not a curated record. Gene Ontology annotation, biological process: protein homooligomerization; potassium ion transmembrane transport. The coding region runs from base 247 to 2832 and encodes 861 amino acids. Gene Ontology annotation, molecular function: protein binding; delayed rectifier potassium channel activity. NCBI's taxonomy places the organism in Eukaryota, Metazoa, Chordata, Actinopteri, Acipenseriformes, Polyodontidae. Gene Ontology annotation, cellular component: voltage-gated potassium channel complex; membrane.